Messenger RNA from Psilocybe cubensis, 1545 nucleotides. RefSeq lists its product as uncharacterized. Lineage: Eukaryota; Fungi; Basidiomycota; Agaricomycetes; Agaricales; Agrocybaceae. The record is from RefSeq and is a predicted model, not a curated record. The transcript has 11 exons. Gene Ontology annotation, molecular function: UDP-glycosyltransferase activity. The coding region runs from base 1 to 1545 and encodes 514 amino acids.
AUGGCAACCACUGCGACCAAGAAGACAGUUCACUUCGUAUUCUCCGCGUUUCCAGCGUGGGGACACGCAAAAUCUUUCUGCGUAUUGGCAACUCGUCUGGUCGAAGAGAACGAGAAUGUUGUCAUCACUCUGAUUCUCGCGCCGAAUCUGCUGGAUAAAGCUGAGACGCUGAUAAAUACCGAGUUAGAUUUUUUGAAUGCAUCUGAUGAGACUCGAAAACGUAUCAGACUUCUCUCAACUUUCAAGCCAGACUCGCCUGAUUUGUUCAGCAUGCUCAAACCUCUUGUUGAGACUUAUGCUAAAACCUAUGGAACACUUGUGGCGUCCAAACCUAUCACUUGUGCUAUUACUGGGAAAGUUUUCGAAGCAGUAUCGACCCCUGACAUUGUUGUUCUCGACAUGUUAGCCACGCGCGCCAUCACUGGCAAAAAAGUACCUAUUGUUACGUGGGUGACUGGACAUGUAUCGCAUUCUCUUCGCUUGUUUGGGCCUGCUAGCCAUGGAGGAGCGUUUGAGGACCUUUGGGAUCGAGUUGAAGCGGAGGUGGCACGCACUGGUAAAACUCCACAAGAAAUUGGGGACUCGGUUUAUCAUCAAACAGAAGGAAAGAUAUCCAAGAUCGCGGGAGUGCCUGAUAUGUACGACUGGGAAGUCUUCCCACAGACGCUUCUGCUCGAAGUUCCUCUCACUGAAAUCAUCAAAACUGCCCAAGGAGGUCUCAAGGAAUCCGAUGCAGUAUUUGCGACGACGGCAUACGGUUUCGAAGAGGAGUCAAUUCUAGCGUUUAAAUCUUGGUUUGCUAGCACCUCGAAAGAAGCUUAUGUUAUUGGGCCUAUUCUAUCCAACGCAACAGUUAAAGAUUCUCCCGGUAGCACAGAGACAAAGGAUUUCCUCGACAACGCAUAUGCCAAAUACGGCAAAAACUCUGUCCUUUUGAUCUCUUUUGGCACUAUCUUUUGGACCGCAGAGCAAAGCUACAUCGAAGAGGUGAUUGAAGCAUUGAUCGAAAAGAAAUUCCCCUUCAUUCUAAGUUAUGCAUCGCCCUGGGCAAAGAUGUCCGAUGCGUUGAUUGAAAAAAUCAAGGCUACAGGCCUGGGUUUAAUCUCAAAAUGGGUUCCUCAACAAUAUAUCCUCAGCCACCCAGCUACCGGCUGGUUCAUGACUCAUGGCGGGCACAACAGCGUGAUUGAGACACUCGGAAGUGGAAUUCCUGUAAUCUGCUGGCCUUUUGAGGCGGACCAGCCCGUAGCUGCAGCACAUAUGACAGAAAACCUGAAAGUUGCUUUCGAGCUAAUCGAAGUACGAACUGGAGCAAAUGGAAUGAAACCUUUGCUCAGGAACGGACGCCAGGCCAAAGGGACACGAGAGGCCGUUGGUGUUGAAAUUAGAGAGGUCAUCGAUGCGUGCCGCAGUGAGAAGGGAGACGAGCUUCGUAGAAAUGCCCAGGCCAUUAAAGCCAAGUUCGCAGAAGCUUGGACAGAAAAUGGUGUGAGCAGAAAAGAGUUCAGGGCCUUUGUGGAGAAGUUUGGCCUUGAUAUUUCUUAG